AUGGCCUCCGAUCCCCCUUCAGUCGAGGAUCUAAGUGAUCGUCGGCCAAGACAAAUAUCAAGCGACAGUCCGCGGACAACAAGAAGCAAAAGACAUCUACGGUCGUCGUUACCGACUCGGGUGAGCAGUGCCUGCGAACGAUGCCGUCUCCAUAAAUCUCGGUGCGAUCCUUUCCGACCGUGCACGCUCUGUGUCAGAGCCAAUGUGGAUUGCCAGGCUCUGCCGGCGCAGCAGAAGGAUGCUGUUCGCAACCGAGUGGCAUCCCGACGUACCCUGAGGAAUUCUAGGCGUCAGUCGAAACCCCCACGCAUGGGCCCGGCCGAGCAGCCGCCGGACCGUGAGGACAGUCCUCGCCAUGAGGUGGAAGGGCCGGACGCUAAUGCGCCCGGCGCUGACUUUCUUCCGGCGGAUGAGCACAGCGCCCGCGCAGCCAUCGACUGUGGCGAGGCGGAGUCGGCCAUGGGGCUGGCGCGCAAGAUCUGUGAACUGGGCAGUCAGCACAUCGACGAGCGAACGACAUUUGCUAUCCCAGGAUACCGAGCAAGUACCAGUGCGCCCGUCGCGCAGUCGGCCGUCGCUGGCCAACGGCUCCCCAUUGCCUCGAUCUUGGGCCAGCCAUUACCCAUUGGGGAGUUGAUGAAUGAGUUGUUGGAGGAGUAUUUCGAUGCCAUCCAUUGGUUCUCGCUGGUGGUGUACGAACCGAAAUUUCGUAGACGACUGCGCUCAAUCGAAGAUGGCUCGGCCUACCCAUCCCAGAAGCCGUUUCUCUUGCUGUUGGCAGUCAUGCUCGGAAUGGCAGCUUGGUACCGAUCACAACGGAAUCGCGACGCCGAAGACACGAGGGAUCAUUGGCGACAAUGGAGUGCCGACCUCAUAAAGAUCGUCGAAGCGGACCUGGUGGAAUUGAUGGACCAGCCUUCAGUGACAGCCGUGCAGACCUGUAUCCUCCUCGGCUCGCACCAUGUCUACCAUGGUCGACCGAACCUCUCCUUCGCGCUCUUAGGCGCCACGAUCAAAAUGUCUCAAGCGCUGGGCAUGCACCGGGAGCCCGUCCAGGGUGAAUUCGGAGACAUCGAAGAAAGAAAGCGAGUCUGGUGGACGAUCUACACAUGGGACCGGUUUGCGUCCAUUACCUACGGUCGGCCUCUGGGGAUCAACGACAAAGACUGCAAUCUGAGCAUGCCCGCUGAUAUGCUAGAGAACCCAUCCUUCACCACACCAGGGCCCGGCGACAACAACAACAUGAUAUGCUAUUCUGCGUACCAGCGUGAGUUGAACCGUCUGUACCUGAUCGCAUCCCCGGCGCUGGAAGCGGUAUUCGGUUCACGGACCUUUCGUACAUCGCAACAGCUGACCGGGAAUCCAUAUGCUUCUCUGGUCAAGCAUGCCACCCAGGAGCUGCAAAGAUGGCGAGCCUGCCUCCCAGCUCAUCUCGCAUUAGAUCUCGAGCGAGACUAUCAUCCGGACGGAGAACCCGGGUCGAGGGCGCACGCGUUACAGUCGCUAUCACUGCAACUCACAUAUGACAACGUCUCAUCGUUCUCCAUCGGCCUCUACUCGCACGACAAGUCGACCAUCUCACCUCAGCCACACGGCCACCGCACGGCAGCAGCGACGGCGGUUCACCCGCAUCCCAUCCGGCGGCUGCAUCCCAGUUCAGACCUAUGGAUGAACGCAGCCGUGCGAACAGCCCGCGUAACCGAAAUGCCCGUGCUCGCCCAGCUGGCAACGGACAGUCACCUGGUCGCCUUCCUCGCAAUCAACCUCUUCAACGCUGCCAUCGUGCUGGUCGUGAUGGCGCUCUCCGAACCCCUGUCCGAUACAGCGCAGGUCGUCAAACGGACCAUCACACGGAUCCUGCGUCUGCAGGACCUCAUCGGGACCCGAUCCGCCUUGUCCAAACAAAGUACCACGGUGCUCAAGAACGUGGUUACCAUGCUCCUCCGGCGCGAGUCGGAGGUCAUAUUCGGGCCCAUCACCGGGUUCCCCCAGAGGCUUGGGCAUCAUGUCACGCAGGAUCCGACCAGCCUCGGCCGCAUGUCCGUUGAGGAUACGCUGCGACUACCCCUAGAUGGCACCAUAGGUCUAUCCGAUCCAAUAGUGGGCAAUCAUAUCCGGCCUGAUCCGGGUCGGGCGGUUCGGCUGAACGAGAGCUUGACCACUGUCCAUCAUGUUCUACCACCUGGGAAUGACCGUUCUGUCCAUACUCUCUCCGGUGAAAGCUCUCAGACGCAUCCGCCACCUGAUGAAAACGCCGAAUCGCAAUUCGCCCUACAGGUCCCCAUGGACUAUGGCUGGGACGGUGCUGGCGCCGUCCCAAUGGGGGUGGAAGACCCUUAUCUAGGCAAUGGUGAAAGCGGCAUGUAUUGGUUAUGGGAUAUGACAUGGGACGGGAUGGGCGUUUAA
This is a messenger RNA of Aspergillus bombycis, 2406 nucleotides long. RefSeq names its product putative C6 transcription factor. The coding region runs from base 1 to 2406 and encodes 801 amino acids. Gene Ontology annotation, biological process: DNA-templated transcription; regulation of DNA-templated transcription. The record is from RefSeq and is a predicted model, not a curated record. The transcript has 5 exons. Lineage: Eukaryota; Fungi; Ascomycota; Eurotiomycetes; Eurotiales; Aspergillaceae. Gene Ontology annotation, molecular function: zinc ion binding; DNA binding; DNA-binding transcription factor activity, RNA polymerase II-specific.